AAAAGCAAAUUUCAAGGGUCUCUUCUUAUGCUUUAGUCCAUUUCGACUUCAGCAGGCGUCAUGAGCAAUGAAGCAUUAUCCAUCGACCCGUCAACGGACGAAGAGAAAGGCCCAAAGCCAGUGGUUUUAGGUCAAGAUAAACUAUCGGACUUGGCAAAUGGAAUUGUCGGCUGGGACAGCUUGGAAGACAGUCAAAACCCUCAGUAAGAGAUUCUGAAAUGUAAAGUCGGUGAUGUCGGUGCUAAAGAAACCCUUUAGGAAUUUUCCAAGCAAACGCAAAUGGUUUCUACUGGGCCUUGUGAGCUUCGUCGCGUUUCUUAGGUGCGGUUGUUAUUUGUUAGAUCCAGCUAGGACCAGACCUCUGAGGAGUUCUCCUUUUUGGUCGAGUCGUCUAGACUUCCGAUAUUAUUCAAAAAGCUAUAUAUCUCGGAAACUCUAACAGAUGCCUCAAUUCAGUCCUUUGGCGUCCUCUAUUCCGGCGCCAGGAAUAGAAUAUGCGGACGAGACUUUCCAUGUCACUUCUACUAUUCUAAGUGCUCUGGCAAUCAGCAUCUUUGUUCUUGGCUUCUCAAUUGGCCCCCUUGUAUUCUCUCCGCUGAGUGAGAUCUAUGGACGGCAGCCUAUCCUCAACUGCGCAAACUUCUUCUUUACGGUAUUCCAAAUAGGGUGUGCCUUGUCCCCUAAUAUGGCCAGUCUUAUUGUCUUCCGGCUGCUAGCCGGUAUAGGCGGUUCCGCCUGUUUAACUAUAGGCGGUGGGAUAAUAUCUGAUCUCUUCCCUCUGCAGCAGCGAGGAAAAGCCAACGCGAUGUUUACGCUCGGUCCAUUAUUUGGACCCGUUGUUGGCCCUCUGAUCGGUGGAUUCAUUGCGCAGCGCGCUGGUUGGAGAUGGGUCUUUUGGGUCUUGCUCAUAGCCUGCGGUGUCGUAAGUGUCAUUAAUAUUGUUACGGGCCGUGAGACAAAUCCAUCUGUAUUACUCCGCCGGAAGACUCGCCGGCUCCAGAGAGAACAAGAGCGCCCUGAUCUGCGAAGUGUUUACGAGCUGAAAGAUGAAACUGCGAGUCCAUUCUUCCUGAUCAUCCAGAGUAUCAAUAGACCCGUUAGGAUGCUCGCUAGAUCACCGAUACUCUUUUUCCUCGCGCUAUAUCUGUCCUUCGUCUUUGGGCUUUUAUAUCUUCUUUUUACCACUAUCACAUCGCUGUUCAUCAACGACUACGGCUGGCCUAUCGAAUUAUGCGGUCUCGCAUACCUAGGUAUCGGUCUUGGAUUUAUGCUCGGCAUCACUGUCGUUGCAAAAACCUCAGAUAAGACCGUCAUCCACUUAACAAAGGCCAACCAAGGCGUGUUUGAGCCAGAAAUGCGCCUUGCAAGUUGUCUUUACUUUGCUUUAUUCAUCCCUAUCAGCUUUUUCUGGUACGGGUGGUCGGCAGAUAAGCAUGUUCAUUGGAUUGUACCGAUCAUCGGUCUGCUCCCGUUUGGCUUCGGCAUGAUGGGAAUUUAUGCGCCGAUCCAGACCUAUUUCAUCGAUGUGUCCGGACAAUAUGCAGCCUCUGCAGUGGCCGGAUUGACGGCGAUGAGAUGUCUUUUCGGUGCGUUCCUGCCCCUUGCAGGCCCCUCUAUGUAUGACAGGUUGGGUCUGGGCUGGGGAAACUCCCUGCUGGGCUUUGUUGCCCUUGGUCUGACUCCGGUGCCUGCUUUGAUUUAUCGAUACGGCGGUGCGCUGCGUAGAAAGCACCCUAUCAAGCUCGGAUAGAAUUAUUUGAUUUUGAGCAUGAGAUAACGGCGAUCAAAUGCAUGAUAGAACGGCAGGAAAAGUCAUAGAUUAGAUUAAUGCUGGCCUCUCCUUUUUGACAAGAAGGGCCGUUGUGGCUUUCAAAUGUGAUUUGAUUUCAGUUCCAGUUUCAAGCGAGUGUUG
This is a messenger RNA of Paecilomyces variotii, 1912 nucleotides long. Its product is annotated as major facilitator superfamily domain-containing protein. Lineage: Eukaryota; Fungi; Ascomycota; Eurotiomycetes; Eurotiales; Thermoascaceae. The record is from RefSeq and is a predicted model, not a curated record. Gene Ontology annotation, biological process: transmembrane transport. Gene Ontology annotation, molecular function: transmembrane transporter activity. The coding region runs from base 443 to 1750 and encodes 435 amino acids. The transcript has 2 exons.